AUAAAUAAUGUCAGAAGUGUGUGUGUGUGUGUGUGUAAGAGAGAGAGUUCAAAUUAUAUAACUCGAAAGAAGAAACCUUUACAAAGUUAAGUCGAGCUUCGACAGCCUUUGUUUUUUGCUUUUUGCUUUGUUUUGUGUUGUUUCUAUCUAAGAAGUUUCGUGAGCGAGACAUAAAAACAAGGAGAAUUAUCGGGACGAGAAACAGCAGGGCGGUGCGGCGGUAGGCAACCGCGACUGCUGCAACAUCACCGCAAACGACGGCCUCCACGCGACACAUCAUUGCUAUCACACCAAAACCGUAACAGCAAUUUAAACUAAAAAAAAGACUCCAAAAAAAACACACUAAAAAUCUUUUGUGGUCACAAAGGAUAGGAGAAGGGUUUCCUUGCCAUUUUCUCGUCUUGUCCACCAGAAGACAGUUGGUGGUGAUGAUGGUGAUGGUGGCGGUGUUGGGGGAGAACUGGGAGGGCGAGUCGGCGCACACGGUAAUUCUUGUAAAGCGUUAAAGGACAACGACGUGAAGAACGAUGCAGAACACAGGGUUGUGCUCUCAUGCACGCGCGCGACCAGGAGGGUGGCAGGGCGGGUCGCAAGAAGACCUUGGACAGGCGCGGCCAAGAGAAAGCUUCAAUAAUAAGCAAAAAAAAAAACCUCCGCCGCGAGAGGCACCGGCUGAAGGUGUCGCGUUCAUCAGAUAAGCAGUGCUUGGCGACAGUUAAGCCCUUAAAACGCUUCCAAACGACUCGGGCGAUCGGCAGUCACGCGCCUCUGUUUACCGCCGGCCACGCGCCGCAGUCGGGCGACCUGCACGCGCUCUGGACGCUCGCAAACGCGUGUACUACAUCCGCUCGUCCCGCUCGGAUGCCGGUUUUUAAUUUGGCGGGCGGAGUCCACAAAGUAAGACGAGAGAGAGAGAAAAAGAAAAGAAAAAAAAAGAGGAGGAGGAUUCGAAAGGAGGACGAGGGUUGGGGAAGUAGUGGAAGAAGAAGGAGGGAGAGGGAGGGAGCGAGCAAAGAUGGACGACAACAAACUUGCAAGCACAAGACGGCAACAAGAAGUUGAGGGGCGUCCUCACUGAUAGAAACGCGACGAUCGUCUGCUAGGCUGUCGUCUUGCGGGGCUUCAUGCACGGCCUUCCAUCACCGCGCGCGUGCCGCUUAUGCUAGCGCCGCUUCCACGCGCUCCUGUGGCUUCCGACGGCGCGAGGACCAGUCAACACGCAUCUCUACUGCUUCAGCGCUCAAUCCACCAGCACCAGCCUGAAAUGAAGUUCUUGAUGACGGAUAAUCUUACGUGGUCACUGCCAAGUACGCACGGGGCGAGCGUUGGAGAGCAAGGGAGGGAGGGCACAGCAGAAGACAGCACAGAGGAGGGAGAGAGAAAAAAAGAGAGGAUGAAAGAAUCCGUACAAGGUUUGAAGAAAGAGAUUGUGCCGGUAGCGCCAGUACCGGUGGCUUGAUUUAAAGUCGCGAGUUGGCUAGAAUUUCCUCUUCAUCAUCUGGACUCCCUGCUGAGGUGGUGUAUUUAAACUUUGGUGCGGCGCGAGGCAAAAUGACAUCCAGUCUUAUGAUCACGGGGACCGGCCGUCUAGUCGCUCGGACGGUUGCAGGAUGGACAACUCCUACGCGCUGAACAGCCCCGAAGGUUCCCCAGAGGACGUGUGGCGCCACGGGGGUAGUCCGACCAGCGGCGGUCAUCGUGACUUGGAACUAUCCAACGUUCCCUGGGGCAGGAAGUGGAGCGGAGUCGCCUCUCUGUGGAACCGACGCGGCCAUGAGCGGUCUGGCCUUCCCACCGCUGGAGUUCGACUCCCUGCCCAGCGCCCUGUCGCUGUCCUGUCCUCCGUCUUACAGGGAUUACCCGCUGUUCAAAGCUGAGAAAUCGCCCCACGACAUCGCUGAUGCCCUGCUGUCGCUGAAGCACGCUGUCGUCCACCCUCAGUUCGGAGGUCCUCUCUCCCCCCUCUCGCCUCCCCCCAUGCCGCACCUGGGUCACGGCCAUUGCCCACCCGGCCAAGGUUUGUCGCCCUACCCCGCCCUCCCUUCCCCGGGGCCGCACGGGGCGCAGGGUAUUUCAGGGCCCUACGGCUCGGCCCACGGCCAGUCCAUGCUUCACAACGCCUACAGUGUCGGGGUGGAGUCGGAGUGGGCUCUCAGCUGCCCCACCAGUACGCCCACCAAUACCCCGAGUCUUGCCCUAGCCCCGCGGUGCAGGUUCCUCCCUCGCAUCCUCCCCCUCCGUCUCACCACCCCGCGCAAGCCAGCAUGCCUUUCCCGGCCAUGAGCGUCAACGUGUCCAUGAGCAUGAACGUUGGGGUGCCACCCAACCUCGGUGGGGCCACCUACAACUGCGGCCCACCCCACCCCCAGCAGUGGCCACCACCACCCUUGCAGGCGCCGCCCCCGUCCCCUCCGCCGCCGCUGGGCUCGCAGUACCACCACCACCAUCAUCAUCACCACCAAGUGCCCACCGGCAACCUCCACUCCAACUGGCUGCAGUCGGCGAGCGGCCAGUACCCGGGGUACUCGCCCUCGCAGCUGAGCGGUGGCCAGACCCACCCACACGUCAUGCCUUCAUACACCUCGGCCUCGUACACCUUCGGCUCGGAUUUCCGCUCGCCCAUGGCAACCGAGGCGCGGAGCUUCUAUUACCACAAACCUGCAAGCGCUGCCUGCACCGGAGCUGUGGACUCCUUCAAGGACUCGACUCGCUACUGCCCGAUGCGGCAUCCACACCCUCACCUGCACGGCCACAACCACGGGGCGGCCACCGUGGGGCUCAACAAGCGCUCCAAGUUCCUGUCAGACAAGGUGGCCAUGGCCGCCGCUGCCGCAGCCGCCGUUUCCGUUUCCGGCGGAGGAGCCUCUGCUGCUGGUAUGAUGAUGGGAGUAGGGGUGGGGGAGGGAGGGACGGUUGGCCAUCACGCGCACGGGCAUCACCAUCAUCAUCAUCACCACCAUCACCAGGGGCUUCUGAAGACCAACCUAUGCCGUAUCUGCGGCAAGACUUACGCCAGGCCCUCCACGCUCAAGACGCACCUGCGCACGCACUCGGGCGAGAAGCCCUACAAGUGCAGCACGUGCAGCAAGUCCUUCUCGCAGGCGGCUAACCUCACGGCGCACAUCCGCACUCACUCGGGGGAGAAGCCGUUCCGCUGCCCCGUGUGUGACCGUCGCUUCUCGCAGAGCUCUUCCGUCACCACCCACAUGCGCACGCACUCCGGCGACCGGCCCUACCGCUGCCGCCUGUGCAAGAAGGCCUUCUCCGACAGCUCCACACUCACCAAGCAUUUACGCAUCCACAGCGGCGAGAAACCGUAUCAGUGCAAGCUGUGCCUGCUUCGCUUCUCGCAGUCCGGCAACCUCAACCGCCACAUGCGGGUGCACGCCAACCAGACCUAGCGUCCUCCACGUCAAGUGACCGCCACGACCUGCACCCGAGCGUGCUCCUUUGGUGUUUUUGCAUAUCAAUGAAACCUCGCCCUCCUUGCCCUUGCAAACAGAACGAAAAAAAUUGACAACGGGGCAUUUUUUUUGUGUGUGAAAAAUUUCUUUCUGAUGUUUGGAUGGACAUUUAUUUCAUCGGUUCACCCGCUAACAUUCCUGACUUUUUCUUUGGAGCAGAUGUCCCAGAUCAUGUCUUCCUGUUCUGUCUUCGACGUCCAGGUCACGGGCACAACAGUGGGAUUCAUGGAGCCACACGUAAAGCUGAUGUGUGUGGGAUUGAAAAUUAAAUUGAAAAUUAAAUCUUGAAAAAACACACCAGAUGAAUUUAUUAACAUCACUCAACAUAACCAUCUGAUGUUUCAAGAAGCGACUGUGUGUGAGAGAGAGAAACGAUUGCGACUAUUGCUAUCUACGUGCGUGCUAGUGAGCCUUCAUCCGGUGGUUGGCAAAGGCGCUCUAUACAUCCUCCUCCUCAUCAUCAUCUCAAUCAAUCAAUCAAUCAAUCACCAUCAAUCACUCCAUCAUCAUCAUCAUCGUCUUCGUCGACACAAAUGAUGAAUGUUCGUAUGAUUGCGCAACUGAAUAUUGUGUAUUACCAUUUUUAUAAUUGUCGUGUCUAGUCGUCCGAUUAAAGAAUGAAAAUGCUAUGCUACCAGAAAGAAGAACAAAUAAAGCGCCAACUUCUAUUUUACGGAGUCUUUUGUCUUCAACGAUGUUUGUACCAUGAUGCCAUUUACGUACUGUGAAUUCACAAUAACACUGACUGCAGUACGAGUGAGAGAAAACAACCCCACAGAUGACCAAAUAGAACGACAGAGAUAACGUUGACUCUAGUUUCUUAAACUGUAGAUAAAAAGAUAUUUAUGACUUGAAUGCGAGAUGGAUAAUCUCAGCCAGUAAUUUGUUUCUGUUCUGAGAAGGUAUCUACACGCCCAGAAAAACGCGUUAGUGUUAAAAUUCAUUUCUUUCAAUAUUUAAUAAUGCAGGUACAUGUGUUGAGUGUAUAUGCAUAGCAGAGUCCAGUAUCAAGCGCUAUCUUUACAGAGGAAGUAGCAGCAGCAGUAGUAGUAGAGUAAGGACGUUUAACGACUUAAAAGAAAGGUGUUAUUUCAUUGUGAAAUCCUGCAACUUUGUAUUCACAUGCACGAACAUUUCCAAUACAUCUUAAUAUAGAAAUAUUUCGCCAACGAGUUAUUUUACAAAUGAAACUAAUUUUUUCCGCAAAUAUUUUCUGAAAAAUCACUUCGCAUGACAGUGGCCAACGUUCCGGAUUGCGCCAAGCCCAGUAACUCAUUCACCCUGAUUUUUCCUAAUUUUAUUUCAAAU
Molecule: messenger RNA, 4772 nt
Organism: Pomacea canaliculata
Lineage: Eukaryota; Metazoa; Mollusca; Gastropoda; Architaenioglossa; Ampullariidae
Product: protein glass-like
Exons: 3
Coding region: 2265-3401 (378 amino acids)
Biological process (GO): regulation of transcription by RNA polymerase II
Cellular component (GO): nucleus
Molecular function (GO): RNA polymerase II cis-regulatory region sequence-specific DNA binding; DNA-binding transcription factor activity, RNA polymerase II-specific
Source: RefSeq, a predicted model, not a curated record